AGGAAAGCAAAAGAAAGCAGCAACAAAGCCAAAGCUCUCUCUCUCUCAUAACUUUCAACGCAACCAACAAUGUUGGGUGGUCUCCAGAGGCACGAACUUCUUCUCUUCUCCUACUCAUUCUCUUCCCCUCCUUCUCCGUCCAGAAUUCCCGCCUCUCCGUCUUCCUCUUCCACCUAGCUUCUCCACCCGCCGCCACUUGCCUCGGAUAUAGACUUCAGUUGUACUGCAAUUUCUUAUCCUGGAACUGGGGACUUAAGAUGCAUAUCUGACCUUUCUGGACUUCAGUUGUAUUGCAAUUUCACAUCAUAUCAUUGAUUUGAUUUACGUCGGGAAAAAGCUGAGGAGGUACUAUUAAUUCUACAUUGAGAUAUAUGGAGUCUGCACGAUGUUGGUUCAGCAAAUUCAGGUCAAAAGACAAAGCAAGGCCUUCGAAAAAGAAAGAAGUCUCAAGCAACGGUAAAGAGGGGAUUAAAGCACCAAGUAGUGAAGAAUUGCCGUCAAAUGUAACCAAACAAAGGGUUGCAGCUGCAAAGCAGUAUAUUGAAAAUCAUUAUAAGAAGCAGAUGAAAGACCUGCAGGAAAGAAGAGAGCGGCGAGAUAUGCUUGAGAAGAAAUUGGCUGAUGCGGAGGUCACGGAGGAAGAACAAAGCAACUUAAUAAAAUAUUUAGAGAAAAAGGAAACAGAGUUCAUGCGGCUCCAGAGACAUAAAAUGGGAGCUGAUGAUUUCGAGCCAUUGACAAUGAUAGGCAAGGGUGCAUUUGGGGAGGUUCGAAUCUGUAAAGAGAAGUCAACAGGUCAUGUAUAUGCAAUGAAGAAGCUUAAGAAAUCAGAGAUGUUGCGUAGAGGCCAGGUUGAACAUGUAAAAGCUGAAAGGAAUUUGCUUGCAGAGGUUGAGAGCAAUUGCAUUGUCAAACUAUAUUGCUCAUUCCAAGAUGAAGAGUAUCUAUAUCUUAUAAUGGAAUAUUUACCUGGUGGGGAUAUGAUGACAUUGCUUAUGCGGAAGGAUACCCUAACUGAAGAUGAGGCUAGGUUUUAUGUUGGGGAAACUGUCCUGGCUAUCGAAUCUAUCCAUAAGCAUAACUAUAUCCAUAGAGAUAUCAAGCCUGACAAUUUGCUACUAGACAAGCAUGGGCACAUGAAGCUCUCUGAUUUUGGACUAUGUAAACCUCUAGAUUGCACUAACCUCCAAGAAAAAGAUUUUACGGCAUCAAAUAAACUUAGUGGAGCUCUUCAGAGUGAUGGACGACCUGCAGUACCAAGACGCACACAACAGGAGCAAUUGCAGCACUGGCAGAGGAACAGGAGGAUGCUUGCUUAUUCGACUGUUGGAACACCGGACUACAUUGCCCCUGAGGUUUUGCUGAAGAAAGGAUAUGGAAUGGAAUGCGAUUGGUGGUCUCUGGGUGCUAUCAUGUAUGAGAUGCUUGUGGGAUACCCACCAUUCUAUUCCGAUGAGCCCAUGUCAACUUGUAGGAAGAUUGUUAAUUGGAAGACUCAUUUAAAAUUUCCGGAAGAAGCAAGGUUAUCUCCCGAUGCUAAGGAUCUUAUCUGUAGACUGUUAUGCAAUGUAGAACUGAGGCUUGGGACAAAGGGUGCGCACGAAAUAAAGGCACACCCUUGGUUUAAAGGUGUUGAAUGGGAGAAGUUGUAUCAGAUGAAAGCUGCAUUCAUCCCUGAGGUCAAUGAUGAGUUGGAUACUCAAAAUUUUGAGAAGUUUGAUGAGGAUGACAGCCAAAUGCAGACUCCAAAUAAAUCUGGACCAUGGAGAAAGAUGCUAUCAUCCAAGGAUAUCAAUUUUGUGGGUUACACAUAUAAGAACUUCGAAAUCGUGAAUGACCAUCAAUUGCCUGGGAUAGCUGAACUGAAGAAGAAGAGCACAAAGCCGAAGAGACCCUCGAUCAAGUCCCUUUUUGGUAAGUUAUUUUAUUGAACCCCUUUCCUUCCUCAUCUAAACCUGAAAUUUGCCACCGGAAAGCUUUGCGUUAACCUGCAACUACUGUUGGGUGAGUGACACCUAUCCAUUCCCACCACACCAGUAGUGUCACCACUGCCUGUGGUGAUGUGAGCUUUCUACCCUACCGACCAAGAACGCAAAGACUCUGAUGGCGACUCUCUCUCUUUUUAUUUCGAUCACAUUGGUUAAUCAAAUCCUGGUAUUUUCUCCAGAGGACGAGACAGCAGAGGAUGAUGCCAUUCAAGAACAGCCCGCGCAUGGCGGUGGUGGCAGCUUCCUGGGACUCUUGCCUCCGAAACAUGAUCAUUACGGACAACCGAGUAGAUCGAAAUGACCUGCUGACUCGUUUGGCUACAAGGUGUAUUAAUUUCUGAUUUGGAUGCGUUAACAUAUGCUAUACGCUUGAGCUGAAGGCACCAGGAAGAAGGAUGAUCCAAACCAACUGAAAUAGUGAGAGAAUAGCUUGCUAGAUGGCUCUGGUUCGCCAUUUUGUGGAUUGGGUUUACCGGGGCGCCGGAAAGACCAAACCAGGUUGUUGUGGGGGGAAACGGCGGCAGUUUUUGAAGUUUUCUUGUCCGAGAGCUUGUUGGGUGACGAGUUGGAUUGGUGGUGGCGGUGGCGGCGGAGGUGGUGGCUAUGGAUUGCAUUAAUGUAAAAUGCUAAGAGUUUUGAGUAAAUAUUCUUUCAGGACAUAGUUGUUGUAUUCUAUUGCCUCUUUGUCAAUCAAGCUGUGAUAUAAUCUAUGUGUCCAUAUCGUUUGACCUCCCAAUCUGCUCUUUCUUUUGUACAUUUUUCUGGUUCCAUUCCAACAAUAGCCAAGUGAUAUUCAUCUUCUACAAAUAGGAUUAUAGAAACCCCCCUCCCUGUAGCUCAGUACUUUGUACACUUUUCAGUUUUCACGUCGGGUGUUGGUUAGAUUGGAGUAGGUUUGGGUAUAUUUUUUUCAGAAACAAUACUUUCUAAACAAAAGUACAGAGAAUGGCAUGCUUUAAAUUUUAAAGUCGAGAUAUUUAAGAUGUG
Molecule: messenger RNA, 2975 nt
Organism: Linum tenue
Lineage: Eukaryota; Viridiplantae; Streptophyta; Magnoliopsida; Malpighiales; Linaceae
Source: the annotation of a GenBank genome assembly